This is a messenger RNA of Sphenostylis stenocarpa, 1392 nucleotides long. NCBI's taxonomy places the organism in Eukaryota, Viridiplantae, Streptophyta, Magnoliopsida, Fabales, Fabaceae. The record is from the annotation of a GenBank genome assembly.
AUGGUAGAAGGCACCAUGGCUGAGAGUGAUAUAACAGCCAUGAAGGAGACACUCCGUGCCCAACAGCAACUUCUGCAGAAGCUGUAUGCAGAGUUGGAUCAGGAAAGAGAAGCCUCUGCAAGCGCAGCCAGUGAAGCAAUGGACAUGAUACUGCGGUUGCAAGGAGAGAAGGCUGCGGUGAAGAUGGAGGCAAGUCACUACAAGAGAAUGGCAGAGGAGAAGAUAGGUCAUGCUGAGGCCACUCUUGAAGUAUUCGAAGAGCUUAUGUAUCAGAAGGAAAUGGAAAUUACAUCUCUUGAGUUUCAGAUUUCGGCUUAUAGAAACAAACUUCUCACCUUGGGGUCUGAUUUCAAUGCUGGUGAUCUUGUUGAAUUCACUGAAGACCUGUUGCUGAGUACAAGUGCAUCGAAUGAUCAAGUAGAAAGUGAUCUAGCUAGUAGUAGCGCGAUAAGAAGGUUAACUUCAUUGCCCCCUUAUCCGGUAAAGAAUAACAUAAGAUCUACUAGGAAAAGAGAAAGAUCACCUAGUCCUGUUCCAGUUCCAGAUAUGUUUCCCAGAAUAGUGGAAAGUGAUGCCCAAGCAGUCACUUCUCCAAGCUUGGAUUUGCCAAGAAAAUCAGAGGACUAUGCAGAGGCAAGUCUUGAUGCAUACUGGAACCAGAUCAAGAGGUUAGAUGAAAAAGUGAAAGAGAUUUCAGAUUGUAAAGAAUCAGGAGGAGAACAAUUACCCACAUUGAGGAGCAGAAGAGGGAGAUCAUGUUCAAUAUUUUCACAAACAAGCCAUAAGUUAACCUUUGACCAAACCGAUAGAGUAGCCCUUACUAGUUGUUCAGAUAAAGAAAAUCAAACACAGGAUAAAGAGGAGGCUGUUGAUAUUCCCUCCUGCUCGGCUAAUGUCCAUGAUGUGUUUGAAGUUCCACAAACACGUGAACAAGGGAACAGAAAACUUGAGAAAUGGAUUUCAGAUGCAGAUGACAGGUUAACAAAACCAGACCUGGUAUCGGAGGAAAUCAUUGAACCGCAUGUUACACAUGAUAUGAACAAGCUAAAGAGCAUGCUUGGUGGAAAUCUUGAUAGCAAAAUAUCCAGUCCAAAAGACAUGAAGACCAUUUUUUGGCAGAGAAAAGAAGGGUUGGAAGAUUGCAAUACUCUAGCUGAGUUUCAGAAGUUGCAUCGGAGAAUUGAUCAGCUUGAGAGGGAGACAAUCAGUGCAAGGAAAGAAAUUAUGAAAGAAAUGAAUGGGGAAGAGCAUUUGAGGUUGUUGAAAGACAUAUAUACUGAACUCAAAUUGAUGCAAUCAGAGAUGAGAAGAGGGAGCACCCCAAAACCCCCACCUAAGAGGGAUACUCAUGUGGAUCCACUUCAAGAGGCAAUGGUGUACUUCUGGCUUUGA